Messenger RNA from Pseudoliparis swirei, 3205 nucleotides. It is a transcript of the gene intu, whose product is annotated as inturned planar cell polarity protein. Gene Ontology annotation, biological process: nervous system development; establishment of planar polarity; vesicle-mediated transport. Gene Ontology annotation, molecular function: protein binding. Gene Ontology annotation, cellular component: cilium; cytoplasm. Lineage: Eukaryota; Metazoa; Chordata; Actinopteri; Perciformes; Liparidae. The record is from RefSeq and is a predicted model, not a curated record.
CGCAGGUCGUUUUCUUCUUCUUCUUUUCUAGCUUUUAGCGGGCGAACUUUGUGAUUUUCACUUGAAGAAAUAAAAAUAUAUAAACUUCGCGUAAACAAAAUGGCCGAAAAAACUAUUUCUCGCGGCCAGAAGGAAGAAGACUACGAAAGUGACCGCGAGUUCACGACAUCGAGUUACGACAGCUCCGAUGACCUGGAACCCGAAUGGCUCGAUGACAUCCAGAAGAACGGCGAGCUCUUCUACCUGGAGCUGAGCGAGGGCGAAGAGGAGGCCGCGUUGGCCCGAGCCGCCGCCAACCGAGGCGCGUCCACUAAUCACGUUCGCUUCAGCGAAGCGGAGGCGGAGGUCAUCACGGAGCGCAGCAGGAAGCAGCGCUGCGGCUCGCGGGCGAAAGGUGAGCCCACUCUCAAGAGGUUAGCCAGAAUCCUGAGGAGGAAACGCCGGCCAUCUCAGCGCAGAGGAGGAGGAGGAGGAGAAGGAGGAGGAGGGAAAGACGACUCGACCUCAUCCCCCCCAGCAUCCAUCCUGAAAAACCAGCCAGGUCAAAGGUCGGGUGUGGCGGUCCAGCAGCUGAAGGAGGUGUGCGUCUACCUCAACCCGAAGCGCCUCGGAGGUUCAUCGACCCCGCCGAGCGGCGGCGGAGGCUUGCUCGAGCGCUGCUCGGGGGUGCGCCGCUCCGCCCCGAGCAGCGGAGCCGCGGCGGCGGCCGGCGGAGAGGAACGACUGACCGUUCAGGGGUUGAUACCCAACAGCCCGGCCAUCAAAUGCGGCCAAAUCCUGAUAGGUGAUGUGCUUGUCGCCGUGGACGACGUGGACGUGACCUCUGAAAACAUCGAGAGGGUUCUGUCAUGCAUCCCGGGACCAACGCAGGUGAGGCUGACGUUGGAGACGGUGGCUCGGUGGGACGGCGGCGGCGGCGGCGACGCUUCACCGCGCCGGAAGACGAAGGCCUCGUCUCCUCCGGUCAGCCAGCUGGUGCGUCUGCUGUGGGGAGAGGACACGGCCGAACUCCAGAUGUCCAUCGGACACAUCCCGCACGCCGUCAUGUACCUCUCGCUUAAACUGGACUCGGCGUCACCGCAGGAGGAGGAGGAGAUCCUGUACCAGUACCCGGUGUCUGCGGCGUCCGGCCAGCUGAAAGGAGUGAGGGGCAUCUUCCUCACUCUGUGUGACAUGCUGGAGAACGUCACCGGAGGGCGAAUACUCAGCUCUUCUCUCCUGCUGGGCAAACAGCUGGUCCAUGUGGGCUACUGGAAGGAAAGCAACAACCUGUUGGUCAUCGGUCUUCCUGCUGAUAGGGUUCCUCUGCUGUAUUUGCAGACGGUUGUGGGAGACGUCGUGCGGACACUAAAAGUGAUGUACGGCUCCUUAGACAAUGCGUUCUGUCAGGGGGACCACGCCCCCAGGUUGGACCACUUCUUCUGCCUCUUCUUCCAGCAGCUCAUCCAGCCGUCUCGCCUGAGGGACGGCUCCUCGGCGCCGACCCCCGAUGUCUCGGGGACCCUUUUUCUGGACGGACUGCCGGCGGUCCGAUGGCUCACGCUGCCGCCGGAAAUCAAGAUGGAGGUGGAUACCGUUCUCUCGGAUUUCGAGUCUUCUGAUUUUGGAGAAAUGUCUGAGGACUUCUUUGGCCUGAGGCGUCUGUACGGGAUUCUUGGCUCCUGUUUGUUCUACAAGUCCUACCUGAUUGCCAACCAUCUGCCCAAAGAGGACCUGCUGGACGUGUGUCUGUACUGCCAGCACUACUGCCUGCUGCCGCUGGCGUCCGAGCGGCGGGUCGGUCAGCUGGUCAUCUGGAGGGAGGUGUUCCCCCAGCAGAGGGCCGGCGGCGGCGCGGCGCCCGGCUACAGCCGGCCUCAAGGACGCCACUUCCUCCUCAUAGUGGGAUUGAGGCACUUCAUGCAGUGUGUGCUGCUGGAGGCCGGCGGCUGCUCCUCGCCAGCUUUGGGCUCGCCGGGCCCGGAUUGUGUUUACGUAGAUCAGGUGAAGGCCACGCUGCUGCAGCUGGAGGUGUUGGACGCCGGCAUCGAGGAGCGGCUCGGCGCUCCGCCCGCUCCCUGCCUGUCGUGCGCCGACUGGUUCCUCCCCGCCGCCCGAGACCGCCUGGACAGCCUGGCCUCCUCCUCCUCCCCCGUCUUCAGCAAGCUAGCGGGCGCCGUUAAAGGCUCCUCCUCCGGGUCCAGAGGCCGCGGCCUGUUCGGGGAGAAGGCCCGGAGGUCCAGCCCCCAGAGGAGCCUGUCGGACAGCGGGAGCGAGGGACCGAUGGACGCCGGGUCGGGGGCCGGUUCGGCGACGGCUCCGGGCCUCAGUCCGCAUUCCACCCCUGACUCUGGGAAGCUGGGGGGGCGUCGGGACUCUCUGGGAUCCGAUGGGAGUGGAGGCCUCUUCAAGAAUCCCAGAAUGAAGCACCCGAACCCGUUCUACCUGGGAACGCUGAAGAAGACCCUGACUGACAGGGAGACGGAGGAGAUGUACAACACCAUGAAGCUGACUUCAGGUGCAGAGAACACCUUGUUCCACUACGUCCUGAUGGAGACGGUUCAGGGGAUCUUCAUCGCUCCGACUCAGAGGGAGGUGGCUCAGCUCAGCGGCUCCAUCCACCCACAGCUCAUCCGCAACUUCCACCACUGCUGCCUCUCCAUCCGGGCGGCGUUCCAGCAGAGCCUGCCAGCCAGAGGCCGCCGGGCCGCGGACGGGCCCCGGGGCGGCGGUUGGGGUCUGGGCCCCGUGAAGGAGCACGGGGUCCUGUUUCAGUGUAAACCGGAGAACUGGACCGACCAGAGGAAACCGGCUCCCACCAUGACCUACUGGGUCGUAGGCCGGAUGUUGCUCGAGCCCGUCCCUCAGGAGUUCUACGUGUGUUUCCACGACUCGGUGGCAGAGGUUCCCGUGGAGAUGGCCUUCAGACUCUCCUUCGGUCUGGCCUCGUGAUCGUUACACGACGGAGCGACCGCUGACCUCAGGCCGGAAACGUGUCGAUUUAAAAAGCCGCUCGGUUGGCGAAUACCUCGGGAAUAAACCGAUAAAACGACGCUGUUGCACCGGUUUCCAUGCCGACGGGGGGAAAUCAACUCGUAGUGAUAUCGUCAGUUAGUUUUCGGCGUUGGGAAGACAUUUCAUCCGUUACUUAAUUUAAGAUGUACACUUUUUGUAUGGGAUUAUAGGUCAUUUGUUACAAAAUUGACAUUAAAAGAAGUCAAAACAG